Messenger RNA from Alternaria rosae, 2203 nucleotides. Its product is annotated as general substrate transporter. The transcript has 4 exons. Gene Ontology annotation, biological process: transmembrane transport; carbohydrate transport. Lineage: Eukaryota; Fungi; Ascomycota; Dothideomycetes; Pleosporales; Pleosporaceae. The record is from RefSeq and is a predicted model, not a curated record. Gene Ontology annotation, cellular component: membrane. The coding region runs from base 267 to 2009 and encodes 580 amino acids. Gene Ontology annotation, molecular function: carbohydrate:proton symporter activity.
CAAAACGCGGGCGACCAUUCCCCAGAGACAGGGAAGCACGGACCCCUACUAGUUGCGCCGCAAUGUUACCUAGCCAUUUCUGCGGUACACUUGUUCCGCAGAGCACUAGAUCUCAAAUCUCCAGCUCUGUUUAUUAACCCUCAACUCACCCGCAUCCCAGAUUCCGAUUCUUCGUCCAAGGCCGCGUGCGAGUUCUACCCUGCACAGCUUCAAGCAACGCGCUUCGUCAACUCACUCAGCGUACAACCCCCACGCAACUGCCCAUCAUGAGCCACAACAACGACCUGGCCGACGAGGCCGCCAACCCCAAGGGCAUCCAAGCUACCACCGAUGUCAACAUGACUGAGUGCCCUGUCACAUGGAAGGCCUACCUCCUCUGUGCCUUCGCCUCCUUUGGUGGUAUCUUCUUCGGUUAUGAUUCCGGAUACAUCAACGGUGUGCUCAACUCGCCUCUGUUCAUCCAGGAGGUCGAGGGCCCCAUUUGCCCCCAGGGUCUCGACACUCCUGAUGGCCUCUGCAAGAUCAGCUCUGGCAACACCUCGCUCAUCGUCUCUAUUCUCUCCGCUGGUACUUUCUUCGGUGCUCUCGUCGCUGGUGACCUUUCCGACAUGAUUGGUCGCAAGUGGACCAUCGUUUUUGGAUGUCUCAUCUACAUCAUCGGAGUUGUUCUGCAAAUGGCUGCCACUGGCCGUGACCUCCUUGUUGCUGGUCGUGCCAUUGCCGGUAUUGGUGUCGGUUUCGAGUCUGCCAUCGUCAUUCUCUACAUGUCCGAGAUUUGCCCCAAGAAGGUCCGAGGUGCGCUCGUCUCCGGUUACCAGUUCUGCAUUACCAUUGGUCUCCUGCUUGCCGCCUGUGUCAACUACGGCGUCCAGGGUCGUGGUGACACUGGCGAGUACCGCAUCCCCAUCGGUAUCCAAUUCGCCUGGGGUCUUAUCCUCGGUGGUGGUAUUGCCUGCCUUCCCGACUCCCCUCGUUACUUCGUCAAGCGCGGCCGUCCCGAUGAGGCCAAGAAGGCUCUCAUGAAGAUUCGUGGUGUCCACCCUACCGACCCCCAGGCUGCUGAGCUCAGGUCCAUGGUCGAAUUCGAGCUUGCUGAGAUCAUUGCCAACGAGGAGUACGAGCGCGAGCUUAUCCCCGCCGGUGGCUGGAUCUCUGGCUGGGCCAACUGCUUCAAGGGUUCUCUCUUCCAGUCCAACUCCAACCUUCGCAAGACUAUCCUUGGUACCUCGCUCCAGAUGAUGCAACAGUGGACUGGUGUCAACUUCAUCUUCUACUAUUCCACUCCCUUCUUGGAGUCGACUGGCGCCAUCAGCAACACCUUCUUGAUCUCCCUCGUCUUCACCCUGGUCAACGUCUGCUCCACCCCUCUUUCCUUCUACGGAAUGGAGAAGUUCGGUCGCCGCACACUUCUCCUCUUUGGUGCUCUCGGUAUGUUGAUCUGCCAGUUCUUGGUUGCCAUCAUUGGUGUCACUCAGGGAUUCAACAACUCCACCACCCUCGCCGACGGCACCACCCGCGCCAACAACAUCUCCGCCGUCAACGCCCAGAUCGCGUUCAUCGCCAUCUUCAUCUUCUUCUUCGCCACCACCUGGGGUCCUGGUGCCUGGGUCCUCAUCGGUGAGGUCUUCCCUCUGCCCAUCCGCUCGCGUGGUGUUGCCCUCUCCACCGCCUCCAACUGGCUCUGGAACACCAUCAUCGCCGUCAUCACCCCCUACAUGGUCGGUACCGACAAGGGUAACCUCAAGUCGUCCGUCUUCUUCAUCUGGGGAGGUCUCUGCACUAUUGCUUUCGUCUACACCUACUUCUUGGUUCCCGAGACCAAGGGUCUGUCUCUCGAGCAGGUCGACCAGAUGAUGGCCGAGACCACUCCCAGGACCUCUGCCAAGUGGCGCCCUACCCACACUUUCGUCGAGAGCUCCCUCCAGAAGGGUGGCUCUACCAUGAUCGAGCGCAACGGUUCCAUUGUCGUUGACACUGAGAAGAACCACCGCACUGCUUCCGUCCACUAGAUGGAGAAACGGUGUAGUGUUUUGUUCACGUCUUGAUGACACGAAUGAGUCACUUUGAAUGAUGUAAUGUUUGGUUUUAGCUAUACAGUACAGUAUAGCAUAUUACUAAAGACACGGAAUGGAUAGAUGCCCGGGCUGGAGAAUGAUACCUCUUUAGUUUAUACUAUAGCAUAAACUACUACUUUAAUCUUGAA